Molecule: messenger RNA, 1703 nt
Organism: Sinocyclocheilus anshuiensis
Lineage: Eukaryota; Metazoa; Chordata; Actinopteri; Cypriniformes; Cyprinidae
Product: mitochondrial import receptor subunit TOM34-like
Exons: 8
Coding region: 323-1240 (305 amino acids)
Cellular component (GO): cytosol; mitochondrion
Molecular function (GO): heat shock protein binding
Source: RefSeq, a predicted model, not a curated record
GUCUCUUGCUUUUCUCGCGAGUUCUGGCAACACUGGAUUGGGUUACAAUCACGCAUCCAGAUCUUCAAAUAGCAGCAGCAGCGGACAUCGACACAGCCGCUCGAGUCCGGAGAACUGAAACUGAAAUUCAACCGUUUCUGCAGAGCCUCAGCCGGUAAAACGUGCUACUCAUCCCGGCUCGCGCGUCUUCUAGAGUGUUCUAGUUCACAUGCUGGUUUUUAAAUACAACUGGUAACUUUAACUUUAAACAAGCGGAGCUUGAGCUCUUCAACGUUUACUUUCCGGUUUUUCAACUUCAGACGUGAUUCUACAACGUGUCAACAUGCCUCAGAAGCGGCGCUCGCAGUCGUGGACGGUUCUCAAACAAGCCGGUAACGAGUGCUUCAGAGCCGGUCAGUACGGAGAAGCCGUGAACCUCUACAGCCAGUCCAUCCAGCUGCUGGAGAAGUCUGGUCAGAAGAACAAGGAAGAUCUGGGUAUUUUACACUCCAACAGGGCCGCCAGUUACCUGAAAGAUGGAAACUGCAGUGAAUGCAUUAAAGACUGCACAACGUCUCUUGAACUGGUUCCGUUUGGAUUUAAAGCUCUGCUUCGCCGGGCGUCAGCUUAUGAAGCCUUGGAGAGAUACAGACAGGCGUAUGUGGACUACAAAACUGUUUUACAGAUAGACUGGAACAUACCGGCUGCUCACGAUGGCGUCAACAGAAUGACCAAGGCUUUGACAGAUAUAGACGGACCAUCUUGGAGAGAGAAACUGCCUCCGAUUCCCACUGUUCCGAUGUCUGUGAAAGAAAGCCUGGCGCAAGCUGCCAGCUCGGCCCCCAGCCCACAACAAAACCGCACGAUUGAUAGCAAGAAAAAAGCACCAGGACCUGAAGCUGCUAAAAAGGCCAAGGCUCUGAAGGAAGAAGGCAAUGCGUUUGUGAAAAAGGGCGAACACAAGAAAGCCGUGGAGAAGUACAUGCAGUCACUCGGUCAGGACCCCACAGAGGUCACAACCUACACAAACCGGGCUCUCUGCUACCUGUCAUUGAAGAUGUACAAAGAAGCUAUUAGCGACUGCGAUGAGGCUCUUCGAUUGGAUUCCGCCAACAUUAAAGCUUUUUAUCGACGUGCCCAGGCAAACAAGGAACUCAAAAACAAGAAAUCUGCUAUUGAAGAUCUUAACAGUGUGCUCAAAAUCGAGCUUAACAACACGGCGGCGCAGAAACUAUUGCAGGAAGUACAGAAGAUGAAAUAACCAUGAUUGUACAGUGAGGAAACUUUCCCCAAGUGCCUCGAGCUGAUUUGCCUCUCAAAACUGCAACGUUUGCUACAGACUUUAGAUAUGCACAUCAUAAUGCGAUUUUAAAUCUAGGAAAUAAUUUGAGUGUUCGUGUUCACAUAAGCACAUUUGACCGGGUGUAUUGUCAUUAAUAAGGCAAUCAAGUUUCUUUCUGAAACUCCACCUGUGUGUCUGAGAUCAAACUUGUUCUGGUAGUCACACUUGUUCAUUUAAUUAGUCUUUAAUCGAACGCUAUGUUGAUUUAGCAUGUGAUUUUAAUGUGUCUUUUUCAUUGCACAUAUAACUGACUGGCUCUUUUUCAGACUAAAUUUUAAUUCCCACUUCACUUUAGAUUGACUCAAAAAGGCAGAUAGAAUUAGGGCUGCAUUUUCUACAAAAUGUUUUUUUUUUUUUUUUUUUUUUUUUUUUUUUAUUGUUG